AUGAUUCCGGGUGGUGGACUGUCUGACCUGGACUAUGCAGACUGCAUUACACUGCUAAGUGAACACUCAAGUCCGGCCACAGUCCGAAUGGUUUCCAAUAGUGGCCCACCCCUCCCCAUGCCAAUGCGCGUUCCACCUGGGCAUUUAGUUCAACAAAUUGUGGACGAAGAAGGCAUUUUGACUCACGUUAUCCUUUCCCUAUAUCCUGGACCGGGUCAACCUCCACCCCCUGUGCCUCCGAGUGCAUCUCAAACCGGUCCACCGGGCAGUGCAGCCCUGAAUCCAAUUGCCCAAACAAACGGUCUUGUCACCCAGGGUCCCGGUAUUGUU
Messenger RNA from Echinostoma caproni, 330 nucleotides. Lineage: Eukaryota; Metazoa; Platyhelminthes; Trematoda; Plagiorchiida; Echinostomatidae. The record is from the annotation of a GenBank genome assembly.